AUGAGGAAUUUUAUCCUACUUGUGAAUAUUCUGGCAUUAACUCUGCCUUUUUUGGCUGCAGAGGUGCAAAACCAGGACCCAGCAUGCCAUGGAAAGGAAGAAUACUUGUAUAAUCAGAAAAGAGUUCUGCAAAUCCCAAUUCAGUCUGUGCUGAACAGCAGUCCUCAUUAUGAGCCCAGUUACUACCAGCACAGAGCAUCUAUGAUAGUGAACCCAUACAAGUUUUACCCAUAUUUUGUAAAACUACUUCUGCUAAGGCCACCCAUCCAAAUUGUCAAAUGGCAAUUCCUACCAAAUAUCCCCCAGCCUGUUACAGCACCUUAUCCCAUUCCACACCCACAAUUUCUUGCCAUUCCUACAAAAGAAAAUCAAGAUAAACCUGCCAUCCCUGCCACUUCUCCCACCCUUGCUAGCCCUGCCUUCAGUACCAUGGCUCCUGCUGAGCCUACACCAGCUCCCACAGUUGAACCAGUGGUGAACACUGUGGUCAGUUCAGAAGCUUCUUCUGGGUUCAUCAACAAUUCUGAGACUUCCACAGUCCUGACAUCUUCACCUGUGGCAUAA
Nannospalax galili (Upper Galilee mountains blind mole rat) is the source of this 564-nucleotide messenger RNA. It is a transcript of the gene Csn3, whose product is annotated as casein kappa. Gene Ontology annotation, cellular component: extracellular region. The coding region runs from base 1 to 564 and encodes 187 amino acids. Gene Ontology annotation, biological process: lactation; protein stabilization. The record is from RefSeq and is a predicted model, not a curated record. The transcript is spliced from 3 exons. NCBI's taxonomy places the organism in Eukaryota, Metazoa, Chordata, Mammalia, Rodentia, Spalacidae.